Messenger RNA from Acomys russatus (golden spiny mouse), 807 nucleotides. It is a transcript of the gene Dmac2, whose product is annotated as distal membrane arm assembly component 2. The transcript is spliced from 6 exons. Lineage: Eukaryota; Metazoa; Chordata; Mammalia; Rodentia; Muridae. The coding region runs from base 1 to 807 and encodes 268 amino acids. The record is from RefSeq and is a predicted model, not a curated record.
AUGGCGGCGCCCAGGGCGGGUGGAAUCCAGCUCCAGGCUCAAUCUCAGUCCCUUCCCUCUCCUUCUCAGUUCCUGCGCCUGGUGGCCCAAGAACGGGGCAUCCAUAGCAUGCGGGAGUCCGUGACCCCAGGCAGCCGGGAGAAGAGGAGGACGCUGUUACAGUUCCUCACAGACCACUUCCAAGACGUCCAGACUCUGAGAGAGUACUGGCUCCAGAAACAGAUAUUAAAAGUGAACCAGGAGAAUCGACACUUCACCGCCAUCCAGAACAAAUACGGCCCAUAUGUCGCAGGUGCUCUCUUCGUCCUGAAGCAAGGGGGCGCCGUGAAGUUUCAGGACCAGGAGUGGAUCCGGCCGAAUGAGCGUGGCCAUUUUCUUGCCGAGCUCCCGAAGUUCCAGGACGUCUCUGUGGAGGCCGUGGAUGCCAGCGGCUGUGCCAUCAACUACCAGGGCAUGAGUAACCUCUUGCCCCUGAAAGAGCUGCGCUACCUGUCACUGCAGCGCUGCCCCUACGUGGAUGACUGGUGCCUCAGCCGCCUCUACGUACUGGCUGGCUCACUGCAGGAGCUCUCGCUGGCCGGGUGCCCUCAGGUCUCAGAACGGGGCCUUGCCUGCCUCCACCACCUCCAGAACCUCCGCAGGCUGGACAUCUCAGACCUCCCUGCCGUGUCCCACCCAGGCCUCACUCAGAUACUGGUGGAAGAGAUGUUGCCCCAUUGUGAGGUCCUUGGAGCUGACUGGGCCCAGAAUCUGAAGGCGGGGCCAGACCAGCAGCCCCAGAACACAUCUAGCCCCCUCUCUUCCUAG